Messenger RNA from Arachis ipaensis, 3572 nucleotides. RefSeq names its product protein SMAX1-LIKE 8-like. Gene Ontology annotation, molecular function: ATP binding; ATP hydrolysis activity. The record is from RefSeq and is a predicted model, not a curated record. Lineage: Eukaryota; Viridiplantae; Streptophyta; Magnoliopsida; Fabales; Fabaceae.
UUGGAUUAAAAAUUGUUAAGGAUUAAUUUGAGUGUGUUAGUAAAUGAAUAAAUAAAUAAAUAAAUCGCUCCCUUCACUCCAAACGCAAAGAGAGGAGGAAGCAAGAGAGUCACAACUCACGUCCAAGAUUCUUUUGAUUUUGAUUUUGUUGUAUGAUAUUGAGGCUACCAAGAUGCCAACCCCGGUGGCAGCAGCCCGGCAAUGCCUAACACCAGAGGCUGCCCGCGCCCUCGACGAGGCGGUGUCCGUUGCCCGCCGUCGCGGCCACGCCCAAACCACCUCUCUCCACGCCAUCUCCGCCCUCCUCUCCCUCCCCUCCUCCUCCCUCCUCCGCGACGCAUGCUGCCGCGCCCGCAACUCCGCCUACUCGCCGCGCCUUCAGUUCAAGGCCCUCGACCUCUGCCUCUCCGUGUCCCUCGACCGCUCCCCUUCCUCCAACCCAUCCACUGACCCGCCCGUCUCCAACUCCCUCAUGGCAGCCAUCAAGCGGUCUCAGGCCAAUCAGCGCCGACACCCUGACACGUUCCAUAACCAACUCUUGUUCCAAAGUAACCACUCUAACAACCUCCAACAAACUCAGCAACCGUUUUCUGUUUCGUCGGUUAAAGUUGAGCUGCAGCAUUUGGUGAUAUCGAUUCUUGAUGACCCGGUUGUCAGUCGGGUUUUCGCUGAAGCGGGUUUCCGGAGCUCCGAAAUUAAGCUCGCGAUACUCAGGCCCUUGCCGCAGCUUUUUCGCUACUCGAGAUCGCGUGGGCCGCCGGUUUUUCUAUGUAACUUGCCGGAACAAGGCCGCCGGGGAGGGUUUUUCGGGUUCCCGUUUUCCGGCCGCGGAGACGGAGGGGAGGAGGAGAGUUUCAGGAGGAUUGGGGAGGUUCUGGUGAGAAGCAAGGGGAGGAACCCGGUGCUGCUUGGCGCGUGUGCUGGCGAGGCGAUGCGGCAGUUCGUGGAGGCGGUGGAGAAGCGGAGGGAGGGGGUGCUGCCGGUGGAGCUGGUAGGGUUGAGGAUUGUGUCCGGGAUUAGGGAAGCGGAGGAGGUGGCGGAGAAGGGCGUGGGGCCAGGAGUGGUGGUGAAUUUGGGGGACUUGAAGGGUUUUGUGGCGGAGGAGGAGAAUAACGGCGGUGAAGAGGGUGUUCUUGGGGAACUGGGGCGGUUGUUGAAGGUUCAUAGUGAGAGGGUAUGGUUGAUUGGUUUUGCUGGGAGCUAUGAGUCUUACUUAAAAUUUGUUGGAAGGUUUCCUUUUGUCGAGAAAGAUUGGGAUUUGCAGCUUCUUCCCAUUACUUCUCUUCAAUCUUGCCAGAGACCAAGGUCCAGUUUAAUGGAUUCAUUUGUACCAUUUGGUGGAUUUUUCUCUUCCCCUUCCGAUUUGAAAAGUCCACUACCUGGCUGUAUUCCCAAUCUCAGGCACCGUCAAAACAGCGAAAGGUGUGAACAAGAAGUGCCUGCUCCAAAGGAAAGAUUUUCUUCUUUGGCUGUUGAACCAUGUCAAUCUAACUAUCAGCCAUGGCUACAGAUUGCAGAAAUCAAUGCAGCAAAAGGAUUGAAUGCUAAGACCAAAAAGGAUGAUUUUCUUUUAUUCGAUGGUGGUAAAUCCAUGCCAACUCAUAAGAACAUGGAUAAUGUUUACUAUCAUCUGCGCCAGGGAUUUUCCGAAGCAAAUUCUUGUCCGAAUGUUAUGGGUUUUCUUUGUACUAAAGAUAAAAAGAAAGAUGCUGAAAAUCGUGACAGCAAAGUUACAGACAAUUCUCCUGUUGAAGUCAUCGAUCUAAACUCGGAAGUUCCAGCCAAUUUGCAAAUUCUGUCUACAUCACUACCAACCAGUUCUUUUUCUUUGGCCUUCAAGGAAAUGCAGGGGAAGCAUACUUCGAAACCUAUGUUCCAAAAAGCGGAAGAUCUCGACUCAGCUGACCUGAGAUCAUGCAACAUCUCCAAUUCAAGUGUGUGCGAUGGUAGUGAAAUGUCUCCAACUUCAGUUAAUUCUGUAACCACAGAUCUGGGUUUAGGACUAUGUUCUUCUCCUACCAGCAAUAAAUUUAAGAAACCUAUUGACGAAUAUUCAAUGGGUCCUCCAAAGCAAAUUGGGAGUCAAUUUUCUUCCAACUUCAAUUUGGCUGAUGGGAAUAUCUUGAAACAUAUGUCACAGUCUUCUUCCUGCUUAAGUUUCGACCAUGUUAGACAAGUUGAUGCUAGAAAUCCCAAAAGCCUUUUUGAAGUUCUAUCGAAGGAGGUAACCUGGCAAGACGAAGCAUUACAUGCUAUCGUCAAAGCAAUAGUUUGCAGUUCAACAAAAAGGAUUAGACAAUGUGGAGCAAUUCAACGAGGUGAUUUAUGGAUGAAUUUUGUGGGACCUGAUAGGCACGGCAAAAAGAAAGUAGCCGUUGCUUUAGCUGAGAUUUUGUAUGGAAGUCGGGACAGCUUUAUUUGUAUGGAUCUAGGUUCCAAAGAAAUGAGAGCAUGCAAUGCUGUUAAAUUUAGGGGGAAGACUACUCUUGAUUUUAUUGUGGGGGAGUUUUGCAAGAAAACUUUGUCUGUGGUUUUUCUUGAAAAUGUAGAUAAGGCAGAUGGAGUAACUCAAAGCAGUUUGUUGCAAGCCAUCAGGACGGGGAAAAUAACAGACUCGCACGGACGAGAAAUCGGAUUAAACAAUGCCACAUUUGUGACUUCGUUUUUAAAUUAUAAAGAUAGUUUGACCUUAACAGAAGAACCUUCCAACUAUCCUGAGGAAAGGAUACUAAUGGCAAAAAGAGGAGCUAUCAAGAUCAAAGUUGAACAUGCCAUUGGAGACAUCAUAUCUAACAGAUUGAGAGAUGUUAUGCCAAAUCUAAUUUUUGUAAAUAAACGAAAAUUGAUUGGUGAUAAUGAAUUUCACCACGAUCGACAUUUAAUCUCAGAUGUGCCUAAAAGGGCACAUAUAGCAUCAAAUUGGCUUUUGGAUUUGAAUCUUCCAGCUGAAGAGAGUGAAUCGCAACAAAUGGACAUUGAAAAUUCCAAACAUGUCUCAACUGGGAACAACCAAAACAUUUGGUUGCAAGAUUUGUGUGAUCAAGCUUACCAAACAGUUGUUUUCAAACCUUUCGAUUUUGAUGCGCUGGAAGAUAGAGUGUUAAAAGUAAUUAGAAGUAACUUCAACAAGAUUCUUGGAUCAGAAUGUGUCUUACAAAUUCAGUCAGAAGUCAUUGACCAGUUGCUAGCAGCAGCAUAUGUCUUGGACCAGGAUACAGUGGUGAAGUGGGUGGAGCAAGUUCUGAGCGAAGGAUUCCUUGAAGUACAGAGAAGGUGCAACCCCACAGCUAGUUCAAUUGUGAAACUUGCUUCAUAUCAAGAUCAAGCUUUAAGUGUAUACCUUCCACCAACAAUACUUUUGGAUUGAAACUACUACCAGAAAAUGUUGGCUUUUCUGUAUUUGGCUGUAUAAUUUAGCAGUAAUACAUAGUGAAAACUACUUUUAGCCUUUACUGCUUCCUGUUAUUUUUGAUGGAUUUAUAUUUGUGUAGGUGGUGGUGGUUGUAGCUUAUAAUAUGUAAUCUGGAACUGGUAUUCUGUGUGGUUAUUAUUAUUGCGUUUGCAUGUUAAAA